Molecule: messenger RNA, 1453 nt
Organism: Jaculus jaculus (lesser Egyptian jerboa)
Lineage: Eukaryota; Metazoa; Chordata; Mammalia; Rodentia; Dipodidae
Product: glutamine synthetase-like
Exons: 1
Coding region: 28-1149 (373 amino acids)
Cellular component (GO): cytoplasm
Molecular function (GO): glutamine synthetase activity
Source: RefSeq, a predicted model, not a curated record
CCGCGGCCGCCCAGAACGCCUUCCACCAUGGCCACCUCAGUAAGUUCCAACUUGAACAAAGGCAUCAAGCAGAUGUACAUGGCCCUGCCUCAGGGCGAGAAAGUCCAAGCCAUGUAUGUCUGGAUCGAUGGUACCGGAGAAGGGCUGCGCUGCAAGACCCGCACCCUGAACUGUGAGCCUAAGUGUGUAGAAGAGUUGCCGGAAUGGAAUUUUGAUGGCUCUAGCACUUUCCGGUCUGAAGGCUCCAACAGUGACAUGUACCUCCUCCCAGUUGCCAUGUUCCGUGACCCUUUCCGCAAGGAUCCCAACAAGCUGGUGUUCUGUGAAGUUUUCAAGUAUAAUUGGAAGCCUGCCGAAACCAAUUUAAGGCACACCUGUAAGCGGAUCAUGGACAUGGUCAGCAACCAGCACCCCUGGUUUGGAAUGGAGCAGGAAUACACUCUCAUGGGGACGGAUGGGCACCCCUUUGGUUGGCCUUCCAAUGGCUUCCCUGGGCUCCAAGGCCCGUAUUACUGUGGCAUGGGAGCUGACAAAGCCUAUGGCAGAGACAUCAUGGAGGCUCACUACCGGGCCUGCUUGUAUGCUGGAGUCAAGAUCACAGGAACAAAUGCUGAGGUCAUGCCUGCCCAGUGGGAAUUCCAAAUUGGACCCUGUGAAGGAAUCCGCAUGGGAGAUCACCUGUGGGUGGCCCGCUUUAUCUUACAUCAUGUAUGUGAAGACUUUGGCGUGAUUGCAACCUUUGACCCUAAGCCCAUUCCUGGGAACUGGAACGGCACAGGCUGCCAUACCAAUUUCAGCACAAAGGCCAUGCGGGAGGAGAAUGGCCUGAAGUACAUUGAGGAGGCCAUUGAGAAACUCAGCAAGCGGCACCAGUACCACAUCCGUGCCUACGAUCCCAAGGGAGGCCUGGACAAUGCCCGGCGCCUGACUGGCUUCCACGAGACCUCCAACAUCAAUGACUUUUCCUCCGGUGUCGCCAACCGCAGCGCCAGCAUCCUCAUUUCCCGGUCUGUUGGCCAGGAGAAGAGGGGUUAUUUCCAAGACCGGCGCCCUUCUGCCAACUGCGACCCCUUUGCAGUGACAGAGGCCAUCAUCCGUACGUGUCUUCUCAACGAGACUGGCAACGAGCCCUUCCAGUACAAAAACUAAGGGGACGAUGCUUCCAGCGACUGAGCCCUUCCCAGCUCUUCAUCCCACUGCAACUCUCCCUCUCCCUGGUGUCUUAAUUAUCCUCAUUACUCAAAAGUGGGAUUUCAAGGUCUUUUUAUUCCUCAUGCCCAGUGAACCUUGCUUGGUCAGGAUAGAGGGGUCAAGUUCUUAAUCUCCAUGUACCCAGCCCCCGUUUUCUUCCUUUCUAAUGUGUGGGUGGGCGCAGGGAAAGGUGGUGACUGCUUCUCUCUGGAGGUGAGCUUGUCUGGUAGAUGUCACCUCCGCACAAAGCAGCGUGUGAAGG